This is a messenger RNA of Erigeron canadensis, 462 nucleotides long. RefSeq names its product E3 ubiquitin protein ligase RIE1-like. Bases 1 to 462 code for a protein of 153 amino acids. The record is from RefSeq and is a predicted model, not a curated record. The transcript has a single exon. Lineage: Eukaryota; Viridiplantae; Streptophyta; Magnoliopsida; Asterales; Asteraceae.
AUGGAGGAGGAGAUCAUUGAAGUCAACGAUCCGCUAAUUCCGGUGAGUCAGAACACAACCGCCACACCAGCUAACGGCCGAGCUGAUACGAUUAACUCAACGGCACUCUUCUUUCUUCGAGGAUUUUUCGCAGGCCGGCGUUUCGUGUCGUUUCCGUUGAUGAUUGUUCGAUAUAUGUCAGUGGAACUGCUGGAUGACUGGAAAGAGGAUUUUGGCUACUUGUUACCGGUCGUCGUUACGGAUACGAUUUGGAACUUAGCGUUUGUUGUGGCUUCGGUAGUUAUGUUGAUUUUGAGUGUGUCUGAAAAGCCGAAUGAGCCGGUUAGGGUUUGGUUAUGCGUUUACUUGUUGCAGUGUGUGGUUCAUGUGGUGCUUGUGUGGUUGGAGUACGUAAGGAGAAAUAGGCUUGAUUCGAGUCGUUUGACAGAUUCAACAACUGAUAUUUCAACUCAGAUCAGGUGA